AAGCACUAGUGGAUAUCGUUUUGCAUUUGACCGUUACUUGUGACUUGUGACUUGUGAUGGUUACGAAACAUGUACAUGACAAUACAAAUAUUUGUUCUUAUUGUAGAAAUUCUCAAAUAUAUAAUGUUUUGGAUUGGACACUAUAUACGGGACACUAAAGCGACCAGAUAUUAAGUAAAAGUUAAUAUCAUAAACAAUCGAACAUAUAAGAUCACAAUAGAUCCGAGUUUCGAGUUAUACUUCUUAUUGCAUUUUAGAUAACCAGAUAAAUGUACAUGUUCCGAACUUUCUAAUAUAGUAUUUGGCAACAAAAAGAUUAAGCAGACGGUUGAUCUUGAUGGGGAAAACUGGUGGAAGUUCGUGGUUCACGGCGGUUAAGAAUGUUUUCCGGUCACCGGAGAAGAAAUGCCCCAGAAGAAGAGACCGUCGACAAGGCAACGAUCUCGUCGAAGACGAUGAAGACGAGCAACAGCAACAAACAAAGAGAGGUAAAAGAAGAUGGCUAUUCAAGAAAGCUUCUUCUGAUUCUUGUGCAACAGACGUCGCAAUAAACAUUAAAGAUGCUAGCAAGUUUAACUAUGCGGCUGUUGACGCGUUUGCGGCGGAGGAUACGGAGAAAACUGCAUCUCCGGCGGCCAGGGAAGCCGUGUUUUUCGGUCGGACAUCUGUUUACCUUAAAAGACACUUGGCUGCUAUUCUCAUUCAGACAGCUUUCCGAGGAUGCCUGGUUGCUAAUUCUACCCUCUAUACUUUUAGCAUCCGCAUUUUCUCUGGCACGAAAGGCGUUCAAGGCCCUAAAAGGAGUUGUGAUACUACAAGCCCUAGUGAGAGGCCACAACGUGCGUAGACGAGCUAGUAUUACUUUUCUUCGGGUUCAGGCGUUGGUUCGGAUCCAGGCUCGGGUUUUAGGUCACCGGAAAAAACUCACGGCCAGUCCCGGCCACGAAACUACCUUGUCUCGUGCUUUCUCUAAACAGAUGUGGAGAACCACAGCGAGAGAAGCACAUAGUGAAAACGAAUUAGAGGACAAAAGACCCAGUAGGUUAAACCGGUUUGGUUAUCUAGAAACCAGAAGGAGAAUGUCAACCGAUCAGGCUAUCGUUGAACCGGUCAAGAUAGUUGAGAUUGAUACCUAUAAUACGUACUCACACCACCAACAACUCAACGACCGAACGCCACGCGGUAAUUCGUGCGUCACAGGGCAAGUCCAUUCAGUACCUAACUACAUGUCUGCCACUGCCUCAGCCGUGGCUAGGUUUCGACCCCAAAGCGUACCGAGGCAGAGAUCCAACCCGGCCGAUUUAGAUGGCAACGAACCAAGAUUAAAAUUGGUUAAAAAGCGGUUAUCGUUUCACAAUGAUAAUAAUCCACAAUCGCAUGAUUUUCACUUUCCAGUACUAAAUUAACCGGAUCGGUUAUGGGGAGCCAAUCGAACCGAUUGACGCUUAAAGAUAUUAUAUAAUGUAUUGACCCAUGAUUAUAUUAGUGUUUUUGUUUUUCUUAUCUGCACCAAAUUUAUCAAUUUAGACUUCUUCCAUGC
Molecule: messenger RNA, 1540 nt
Organism: Thlaspi arvense
Lineage: Eukaryota; Viridiplantae; Streptophyta; Magnoliopsida; Brassicales; Brassicaceae
Source: the annotation of a GenBank genome assembly